Molecule: messenger RNA, 1485 nt
Organism: Linnemannia hyalina
Lineage: Eukaryota; Fungi; Mortierellomycota; Mortierellomycetes; Mortierellales; Mortierellaceae
Source: the annotation of a GenBank genome assembly
AUGGAUGAACAACAGGACAUUGCCGAGUCCGUCGGCAUUCCUAAUCUCAAGGACGACGUCGCAACAUCGUUGGCCCAGGAUGUCGAGUACCGUAUCCACGAGAUUGUGCAGGAAGCCAUGAAGUUUAUGCGCCACGGCAAGCGGACAAAACUCACCGUAGACGAUAUCAACAACGCCCUCCGAGUCCGCAACGUCGAGCCACUUUAUGGAUUCAGCUCAGCAGACCCUACACGAUUCAGGAGGACGACUGUCGGAUCCAGCGCCACCGGAACAUCCGAAAUCUUCUUUGUUGAGGACGAGGAACUCGACUUUGAAACCAUCCUCAGUGCACCUCUCCCCAAAGUCCCCUUGGACGUCACCUAUACCGCCCAUUGGCUUGCUAUUGAGGGAGUUCAGCCUGCAAUCCCCCAGAACCCAACACCCAUCGACGCCAAAGCAGAUUUGUUCAGCAAGCGCAUCAAACUCGACCCAUCAGCUACAGCAACACAGCCUGUCAUCCCAGGAAUCAAGCCAGGAUCUAAUAGCGCCCCCAACAACACUGCCAAUACCGCAAACAACCAACAAGCAAACAACGCCAAUAACAGUAACGGAGCAGAGAUCAAGCCAUUGGUCAAGCAUGUACUCUCGAAGGAGUUGCAGAUGUACUAUGAGCGCAUUGUCAGUGCUGUUCUGAGCCAGGAUGAAGUUCUUCGGGCGACCGGUAUUAGCAGUUUACAGAACGAUCCGGGAUUGCAUCAGCUGCUCCCCUACUUUGUGCAACUUGUUGCUGAGAAGGUCACACAAAACACAAGGAACUUGCCAGUGCUCGAGUCAAUGAUGGCCAUGGUCCGCGCCAUUCUCGAUAACGACAACCUCUUUGUUGAACCAUACCUCCACCAACUUAUGCCUACCAUCUUGACAUGUGUGGUCGGCAAACGAUUAGGCGAAUCACCACAGGAGGAUCAUUGGGCUUUACGAUCGACUGCCACAGACAUCUUGCUCUUGAUCUGCAACAAAUACGGCGCCUCUUACCACACACUCCAACCCCGCGUCACCAGGACGUUGCUUCGCGCCUUCUUAGAUCCCGAGAAGCCUCUGACAACUCACUACGGUGCGAUCCUUGGUCUGACCCGUAUGGGUAACGAAGUCUUCAAGACCCUUGUUGUCCCCAACUUGAAGACAUAUUCGAGCAUCCUUGAAUUGGAACUGCUGGUGGAUGGUGAAGAUCGGGAAGGCAGCUAUAUGGAGAUUGAGGGUGAUGUUGCAUCUACUAUCAGGAAGAAUGAGGCCACUCACUGCUUGGAAGCACUCUUAAUUGGUUUGCGGUCAUUGAUCAGGAGCGAGACAGAGAAGCAAAAGUAUGUAGCCAAGGAUGUGCCGACAGCAGAAGGCCUUCAAGAGCCUCUCACGGUCGCCGUCGGCCCACUGCUGGCUAGGAGCCUCCUGCGCGAGGAAGCUACUCAGCAGAACCUCGCCGGCGUCGUCGCAGUGAUUGAGACCUGCUAA